Molecule: messenger RNA, 2026 nt
Organism: Prunus dulcis (almond)
Lineage: Eukaryota; Viridiplantae; Streptophyta; Magnoliopsida; Rosales; Rosaceae
Product: F-box protein AFR
Exons: 1
Coding region: 770-1912 (380 amino acids)
Molecular function (GO): protein binding
Source: RefSeq, a predicted model, not a curated record
CCCAGUAGUUCAUCUUCACACCUAUAUGCAUACCCCACAACUCUCAUCUGUUUAUUCCAAUCAAUCAUCGUGCACCACUAUGAAUCCCCAUUGGAUCAAACCCAGCUCACCCCCCCCAAAAACAAGUCCUUUACACAUCCUCUUCUUAUUCUUCAUUUUUUUAUUCUUUAAAACCCACAAAUUCAAGUAUUCAGAAAACCAACCACCAAUUUCUGUCUCUCUGUAAAAAGAAACUCUGAACCUGGUUCUACUGAAACUUUCGUUUUGUUGCUGUUUGUUUAAUCCACACAAGUCUUUUUCUUUCGGAUCUGCCGGUGUGUGUUCUCAAGUUUUGUGCCGUCACUCUUUGCCUUACUUUCCGGUUUCUAGAUGCGCGCGCACACAAAAAAACAAGCACCACCCGAUCACCCAAAUGCCUUAAACAAAUCCAAUUUUUAAGAUCAAAUUAAACAAUUGAUCAUCCAUUUUCAAGACCUUUGACGACCCAAUAAUUCUUCCCAACUUUCUCCACAAAGUGAAUCUUUGCUUUGUCAUCACACUCCUUAAUUUGAUCUACUUGAUAUCUUUUUGUCACUAUAAAUAGUCGGAUAUAAUAUGCUACAAGAUCAUCAGCUAGUCCAAGUGUCGAACACCUUAGCUACUCACUCUUAGAUCCAUAAAUUCUCCUAGAAAUUCAAUUUUUAUGACAAUUUCUUCAUCUGGGUAGUUUUAUUUAUACUUCUAGAUUAGAAAUUCGCAGCUUGUUUGUGUUUGUGUUUGAUUUCCAUCAAUGGCGGCUGUGAAAUCGUCAUCUUCAUCGGUAUCAAACCCAGUUUCUGAUCAAUGUUCUGACCAAGAAAGCAGCAACAAAUCUGAGCCAUUAAUUCCUGGGUUACCGGACGAGAUUGCCGAGCUCUGCCUUCUUUACCUUCCCUACCCCUACCAAGCUCUGGUGCGUUCGGUCUCUGCUUCGUGGAACAGAGCCAUCACAGACUCUAGCUUCGUUCGCUGCAAGAAAUCUCUGUCUCUUCCGCUGCCUUAUCUUUUCGUCUUUGCCUUCAACAAAGUGACGUCCAGGAUUCAGUGGCAGGCGCUGGACACUCGAUCGGGCCGUUGGUUUGUUUUACCUCCCAUGCCGUGCCCCAAGGCCGCGUGCCCACCGGGCUUCGCAUGCACAUCGCUGCCACGUCAGGGGAAGCUCGUCGUCUUGGGCGGCGUGCGGUCAGACUCAGAAUGUUCUACGCGCACCACCAUCGUGUACCGUACAUCUACAAAUCAAUGGUCAAUUGCCGCUCCAAUGCGGACCCCACGAUCAUUUUUUGACGCGGGAAAUAUCAAUGGUAAGAUCUUGGCGGUUGGCGGUGGUGUGGCCCGCAAUGGUGAUUUGAUUAGGGCCGUAGACUGUUACGACCUUGAAAAUGACACGUGGGCGGCGGCUGCUCCGCUGCCCACGAGUCUAGCCAAGUACGACUCCAAUGUGGUGGGAAACAAAAUGUAUGUCACGGAGGGGUGGAUGUGGCCGUUUAUGCUUUCGCCACGUGGCGUGGUCUAUGACCCGAACGAGGACACUUGGCAGGAGAUGAGGCAGGGGAUGAGGGACGGGUGGACGGGGGUUAGCGUGGUGGUGGGUGAGAGGUUGUUGGUCAUAUCGGAGUACGGGGAUUGUCCGAUGAAGGUGUACGAUCCGGAUGAGGACACAUGGCGGUAUGUGAGUGGGGACAAGUUCCCAUGUGAUGCACUGAGACGGCCUUUUGCUGCGAGCGGGGUGGAAGGGAACAUAUAUGUGGUCGCAUGUGGGUUGAAUGUGGGAAUAGGAAGGCUGUCUGAUUGUGGAGGAGGAAAGGGUGAGCUAAAAGUUGAGUGGCAGGUUGUGCCAGCUCCAAGUGCUUUUAGGGGCUUCUCUCCUUCUAGUUGUCAAGUGCUUUAUGCCUAAAAUAAUUGAGUUUGAUCAAUUAUCGUUUAUAUCUGUUUUUGGCCUCGUUAGGCAAUUUUACAACCCAACAUGUUUUAUAUUGUUUCCAUAAUAAUAUUCUACAGCUAGGCUCAA